Messenger RNA from Wyeomyia smithii (pitcher-plant mosquito), 3595 nucleotides. RefSeq names its product AP-1 complex subunit gamma-1-like. Lineage: Eukaryota; Metazoa; Arthropoda; Insecta; Diptera; Culicidae. The transcript has 12 exons. Gene Ontology annotation, cellular component: AP-1 adaptor complex; membrane coat; Golgi apparatus. Gene Ontology annotation, biological process: intracellular protein transport; receptor-mediated endocytosis; Golgi to vacuole transport. Bases 746 to 3292 code for a protein of 848 amino acids. The record is from RefSeq and is a predicted model, not a curated record. Gene Ontology annotation, molecular function: clathrin-cargo adaptor activity.
GGAAAUCCGUAUCCCAAACGGAAAGGACCUACAUUUGUGCGGGCUGCGGCUGAGCACACUAAACGACGGUUUACACAUACGAAAACGUCAUCACUUGCGGAAGAAAUCGCGUCGACCGUCGAACGAGAUAAACGUCAUCGCCGAGAAUCGAGCGGUCGCCGGUUUUUACAAGCUACUCACAGCCAGUCAGUCAGUCAGUCAGUCGGUCGUUAGUUCGUUAGCGUGUCAGUUGCAUCAGUCCCAGGUGCAACAGUCCCAAGCCAGAGCCAAGCAUUCGUCGUGGAACGGAUAAAACGGCGGAAAUAGUGCCAGUGCGCCAGUUCCCAACUCGGAGCUAGAAUAUCCGUUCUUUUGCUCCGAGCGAUAAAAUCGAUUCGUUUCUGUGACCCCCAGGCGAUUCGUGCGACAGCGAGUUGUUCAUACAUUUCACCGAACAAAUCAGAAUCAUGAAACAGCUACGGCAACAACAAGAAGAUAAGUUAGUAAUGAUAUGCGCGUGAAAAAGUGAAUAGUAAACACUGGUGCCGCAAACAAAUAAUUAAAAUCAGUCACCCCGUGAAGAAACCGCACACUCCAGAUCCUGUCCGGAAAAGUAAAUUUCCGAGAUUUAUGCGCCAUUCAGUCACGCACUGCCCUGCGCCUCUGAAAGCGGAAAUUUUGUGGAGCGGACGAUCGUUCUCGUCUUGAUCGUCACCGUUGUUAUCCCGGUUCGACAGGAAACCGACCUCAUCAGCGAAAUCUCGACAUGUAUCCCUACUAUGAGACGGAGUGGAGCAUUCUGCCGCCGGAGCACAAUCGAAGAUACAGCCCAGGUCUAACAAUCAACAAUAUCAAACAAGUGAUCAACGAAACAAUCGAAACCAAUAUUCUAAGAAAGCCUUCACCGACGCGACUUCGGGAACUGAUUCGUCAAAUACGGGCCGCACGAACUGCCGCCGAGGAGCGAUCCGUAGUCAACACAGAAUGUGCCUACAUCCGCAGUACCUUCCGGGAAACGGAUUGCAUUUGGAAAUGUCGCAACAUGGCCAAACUGCUGUACAUACACAUGCUGGGCUAUCCGGCUCACUUUGGACAGAUGGAGGCCCUGAAGUUGGCAGCAAGUCCCAAGUACACCGACAAACGGAUCGGAUACCUUGGGGCGAUGCUGCUACUGGACGAACGGCAGGACGUUCAUGUCUUGCUAACCAAUUGCUUGAAGAAUGACCUCAACAGUCCGACGCAGUUCAUCGUGGGAACCGCCCUCUGUACGCUUGCCGCCAUUGCCUCCCCGGAGAUGGCACGCGAUCUGACGCACGAAAUCGAGCGUGUCAUUGCUUCCUCGAACACUUUCCUCCGCAAGAAAGCAAUCCUCUGUGCCUUUCGCAUGAUCCGCCGAGUGCCUGAACUGAUGGAGGAGUAUUUGCCCCGCUGUGCGCAGUUUUUGAACGACAAAAACCACGGCAUUCUCGUAUCGACGGUCACACUAAUAACGGAAAUGUGCGACCAGAGUCCGUAUGCGUUGGCGUUCUUCAAAGCCUCCAUCCCAGCACUGGUUCGAUUGCUGAAAACCUUAACCGUAAGCGGUUACUCCCCGGAGCAUGUGGUUAAUGGAGUCAGCGAUCCGUUUCUACAGGUUAAGUUGCUGCGCCUGCUGCGAACCCUCGGUCAUGGUGAUCCCGAUCAGUCGGAGAUCAUGAACGAUGCAUUGGCCCAGGUUGCAACCAACACCGAGACGAACAAAAAUGCGGGCAAUGCGAUACUCUACGAGACGGUACUGACUAUCAUGAACGUUGAAUCGGAAAACAGCUUGCGCGUGCUGGCAGUCAACAUCCUCGGUCGGUUUCUGCUCAACAGUGACAAGAACAUACGCUUCGUUGGUCUGCUGACGCUGGUUAAGACGGUACAGCGGGACAUGACGGCCAUCCAGCGGCAUCGUAUCACCAUCCUCGAGUGCCUUACCGACUCGGACAGCUCGAUCCAGCGCUGUGCCAUGGAGCUGUCCUUCACCCUGAUCAACUCCCAGAACAUCGAGAUGAUCGUGCGGGAAGUGCUCAAGUACCUGGAGACGGCCGAAGCGGAGAUGAAGAGUAUCUGCAGUAGCAAAAUAGUAUCAGCUGCCGAACUGUACUCGCCAUCAAUUCACUGGCAUCUGGAUGUCCUACUUAAAAUUCUUACGAUAGCCGGUAACAACAUCAGGGACGAUGUUAUUUCCUCCACCAUCCAACUCAUAUCGAACAGCCCCAGAGAAGAGCAGCACUUCAUAGCUGGGAAAAUGUUGGAAUCGAUAACGAACAUGAACCUGUUGGAAAAUCGCCAACCCCUGGUGCAGGUGGCCGUUUGGACGCUCGGAGAGUACGGAGAGGCAGGUCAUUUCGAUGAGAACGAACUUAUCGACCACUAUCGGCAACUGCUCUGGGCACCGCAUCUGUCCAUCACUACCAAGCAGUACAUUCUGGUAUCGUUGGCCAAACUCAGCGUACGGAUGGAACAUUGCACGACCAACAUUCAAAACAUAAUCAACGCAUUCAGAGCGCACCUAAACAUUGAUCUGCAGCAGCGUGCCAUCGAGUUCAGUCAAUUAUUUACCAACUUCAAGCAUCUGCGACCCGCUCUGUUGGAAAAGAUGCCUGUACUGAAGAUAUCGGACAUGUCCAGCUCCGAGUACAAUUCAGAUUUCACCGCCGGACAAGAGAUAACUACACCAACGGCAGAAACAAUUCCCCUCAAGGAGCCCUCGAAUCAAGACAUUCUACUAGACCUGCUUGGUGAUUCAUUCGGGAGCAGCUCCUCGGCGACAGCGACAACCACGCCUAGUCCCUUGCAGCUUUCUACACCCAGUAGUGCUGCAGCUGCUAAUGCCGACAUUCUGGAUCUACUUGGUUUGAGCGUUGUCGAGAGUGCAGCUCCACCAUCAACCAUAACAACAGUAGCCACAAUUCAUAGCCCGGUGGAAUAUUCCGCCACUACGAUACCGGUAUACAGUCGAGAGAACGUCGAUAUCAAAUUCAUCGUUCGAAAAGAGUACGAUCAGGCGGUCGUAACCGUCAAAACAACCAACAAUUCGCUCAAUAUGCUAGAGAAAUAUAUGUUCCAGGUGGCAGUCCCGAAAACGUUCUCGAUUCAAAUGAUGGAACCAUCCAGCACGGUAAUGCUUCCGGGGGAGUCAGUCGUGCAGGAUGUCAUUGUGGUGCGCAGCGCUCAAGGAACUAACACUCCUCUCCGGAUGAAGGUCCGAUUUUCCUACGAAAUCGGAAACUACUCGAUGAUGGAACAGGCGGACGUUAGUGACUUUCCACCGGAUCUGUUCGGCUGAAGGAUUUGCUCAACAUCAUACAUACCAAAUCAAUACAGAAGGGCACAAAACGCUAGAAGUCAAUCAAAUCGUGAUGCUACAAUAAGAGCAGCCAUGUGAUUACGGAUAAUUUUAGAACCCAGUGGACCGAUUUAGCUCAAAACCAAUCUUGCAAAUAUGUUUCAUCUUGUUUCUUUUUAAUGUAUUAUAGCAGUUUCCAAAAACAUUUUAUCAUUGUAUUAUAGACUUUUAACUUGUUACACCAAUGUAGUUAAUAAAUACCAGUUUUAAUCGAUUUAUUCUAUUAAAAAUAAAUGACAAAUA